CUCCGCUUACGAUCUCCAAGAUAGACGUCACUGAUUGUCUAGCUAAAUAUUCUGUGUUGCAGGCCUGAACUUCGAAUGAUUGACUGUUUGCUUUACUAGACUCCCAAUAAUUCUUAUCUACUGAUUCCAUCUUAGCGAAGAAUCGCAACCAAACCACCCAAGAUCUGCACGCCCAUGAUGUAUCCGAGAUGGCACCGGAGCCAUCGUCAUUGCUCCCCAGGGCACCUACCAUCCGCAGAUUAAAGCCUCGUUAUUCAAGCAGGCCGUUUUACUUGACUCUCCUGGUUCUCUCGGUUCUUGCUGGCGCAAGCAUUCUGCUCAGUGCAACUCCCGAACAGCCCGUAUCGCUUGGCUUAUCGCAGCUUGCAAAGCGCAAUGAUUUCGGGCUUGGAUCUGACGGGCUUCUCGGGCCCAGUGGGAAAGACUCUGACGAGUGCCAUUUGGUCCACAAAGCAGAGGACCAAUGCUCCUUCGUCCGAACAUACUGCGACGACCAUGAAAUCGGCAUUUUCUCCUACUUACAACUCUACUACUGCAAACUCCCACAUGUAAAGCCAAUCGCGUUUGCCAUCCUAGCUAUAUGGCUAGCAGUUCUCUUCAAUACAAUCGGGAUCGCCGCCAGCGACUUUCUAUGCGUCAACCUAAGCACCAUCGCGAGUAUUUUGGGCAUGAGUGAGAGCUUGACCGGUGUAACCUUUCUGGCUUUUGGAAACGGCAGCCCCGAUGUAUUCUCGACGUUUGCUGCGAUGGGCUCCAACAGUGGCAGCUUGGCGGUUGGUGAACUUAUCGGCGCGGCCGGAUUCAUAACCGCCGUUGUUGCUGGAUCCAUGGCACUUGUCAGACCGUUUAGGGUUGCCCGACGAAGCUUCGUCCGCGACGUCGGGUUUUUUAUUGUUGCUGCGAGUUUCAGCUUGGUCUUUUUAGCUGAUGGAAGACUGCAUGUCUGGGAAUGCCUUGCUAUGAUUUUAUUCUACGUCUUCUACGUGUUCGUUGUCGUGACCUGGCAUUGGUACUUGGCCAAGCAAAGGCGGCGGCGGGAAAGGGAUUUGGCUGCAAGAGCCUACUUUCAUAUACCCGAGAAUCAAGAGCUAGAGAUUGAGGAAGAAGAAGAGGACGACGAUCCCGUAGCCGGUCAAUCCCGGUCUCUCCUUCGUGAACCUUCGUCCGAGGAUUUCGGAGCUUUGGAGCGCGCGGACAUUCCCGCGUGGAAAGUGGAUGAUGUUGAUGAAGACGCCGACAACCGAGAUCUUGCGGAAAUACAGGGAAAUAUGCGAGUCGCUCGUCCCCCGCGAGGCCAUCGACGACCUACCAUCACACCCAUCCGGCCCAGCUUGGUUGGCGCUCUCGAAUUUCGCGCUGUCUUGGCAUCACUGCAAAAAUCCAGACAACAGUCAGGGCCAAUCCAUCUGCGCAGAUAUUCAGAUGAAUCUGGCCUUGCAGGACCACCAACUGACGUCCAAUCCGAACGAUUACACCCACAACUGGAUUCCAUCCCUAGCCGUUUACGGUCUGCUUCAGCUAAUGAACCGUCAAAUCGCAUAGCGAAUAGAAACCGCCAUAUUUCACCGAAUGCUGACUUGAGACUACCAAGUCCAGGAGCAGUGCUUUCAGACGAAGAGCCUCAAGGACUAGGAGGCCAUGCGGCAACAGCAGCACAUUUUGUGCCGCAGCCAGGGCUCACUGCUUCACCUUCAUCAUCCGACUUUCCCUCGAGGUCUCAAAGUCCAGCCGUAGGCGAACGCUCUGUUUCUCCAAAUCUAUUAGCACCACCGGAAAACGGAUUCCGGUCACCUAAGUAUCUCUCAGAACCAUCCAAAACACACAGUGGGGUCUCCCCACGUACCAAGAUACAAGAUGAUAGCCCAAGCUCUCGACCAAACACACCAUCAAUGAGCCCAACCUCUGCCUUUCCCCCGUAUACAGACACUUUUUCUAUGCGUUCACGAUCCCGUAGUCCGCAUCUGCAGCGUGCAAGUUUAUCUGCAGCGUCAACAGUUACACGUGAGGGUUUCGUGGAUGCUGAAACAGAGCCCAAGCCAAUUAGUUGGUGGCCUUACGAAUACCUACCAUCCCCUUACGCUAUAACUACGGCUUUAUUUCCAACAUUAUACGACUGGAAAAGAAAAGCCAUUUGGGAAAAACUCCUUGGAGUCGUUGCAGCGCCCAGCGUGUUGCUCCUAACGAUAACGCUUCCUGUUGUUGAACCAAAGGAGUCAGAGCCGGAGACACCUCCAGAACCAGAAUUCAAUGGCAUCGGUGCCCAGGAUAGUGGCGCAGGUCUUCCUCACCUCAGCCGUCAGACGUCCGAUAUGUGGAGAAUGUCAGUAGCUCCGGACGUAGAAGAAUUCAACGACGACGAUGGCCGCCGCACAAGAGCCUCGCUUCUCACAGCUACAGGCCGGCGUCGACAGGACUCCGAGGCUCCUGUUCCAGCAACGCUACCGAACCAGAACAUACCCUCAUCCCCCAAGGAAUGGAACCGAUGGCUCCUAGGCCUCCAACUCCUGGUGGCCCCUUUCUUCAUAGCCCUAACAGGCUGGUCAACACUGGACGCUGACCUACACCUUCGAAACCUCCUGAUCCCCUCCCUUGUCGCCCUCCUCAUCUCUGGCAUCUUCCUCACCAUCCUCUUCCUCAGCACAGGCCCUGACGCCGACAGCACCACCACGCAACAACUCCCCCAACGCUCCCGCCCUUUCCUCGCCUUCCUCGGCUUCGUCGUCUCCAUCGCCUGGAUCUCCACCCUAGCCUCCGAAGUCGUCAACCUCCUCAAAACCAUCGGCGUCAUCCUCAGCAUCAGCGACUCGCUCCUAGGCCUAACCAUCUUCGCCGUCGGUAACUCUCUCGGCGACCUCGUGGCCGACAUCACGGUAGCGCGCCUAGGAUACCCCGUCAUGGCACUGAGCGCCUGCUUCGGCGGGCCGAUGCUGAAUAUCCUUCUCGGCGUUGGCGUGGGCGGGCUGUACAUGACGCUCCACCCGGCGAAAUCGUCAUCGGUAGCUGUGGGGAGUGGGGUUGUUGCGCAGGCGCUAUCUACCAGUUCCAACACGUAUGAAAUCGAAGUAUCCAAGACGUUGUUGAUAAGCGGGGCGACGUUGCUGGCGACGCUUGUGCUGUUCCUGAUUGUCGUGCCGUUGAAUGGGUGGUGGAUGGAUCGGAAGAUUGGCUGGGGGCUGGUGGCGUUGUGGACUGUGACUACGGUCGCGAAUGUGGUUAUGGAGGUUGUUUCUACGAAUUAACUGGGGAUCGUUUUCCUUUUGUCUGGCCCUUUUUAGUUGAAGUCUGGGUAAUUUUUCUAGUUUGGUUUUCCUUUUCCUUCUUUUCCUUCUUUUUCCAACUUCCAUGAUUGAUUACUUGUUGUUUCCCAGUCUCAUUCAACGAUAGUUGGUUGUAAGAAAAUAUUUAGAUUGUUUUGGGACAUAAACCGCCAUCCCCUAUUCUACUUGUGUAAACGUAUUUAAAAAACAAAACCGCUCUCUGUCUGAAUAUCUAGCUGCCACGGAUAACCAGCUGGUCUUUAAUCCCUACUACUUUUCCUACGUGGUACCCAGGCGCAAGAGGUCUGAAAGUGGGUAGAAAUUGCUCCCAGGAGCCAUAUAAAUCGACAUCUAGCGGCUGGAUUUCCUGGCUAGUAGAUUAAUCCAUAACUACUAGGGAAUUGUCGGGUAGUGGCUUUGAUAUUUGGCAAGGGGGUUUAGUGAGUUGUGCUACACCAACAAGCGGACGGAUGGUUGGUGCUGUGUAUAAAAGGACAAAAGUGAAAACACCAUCAAUCAAGCGAUAAACAAGAUAUAUCAAAAAAUUACUAUAUCCUACCCUAAAAUCUCAAAUACAUCCAUCCAUCCCGAACAUACCUAGCACAAUCUUACCAGCUUCAAAACAAAGAAAAAAUCCACAAAACGCACUACCAUCAACGACAAUAAAUAUCUUACCAAACAACCAUUUCACCCUUCCCCAUCUCACGAUCUCCUAAAACAAAAACCCUAGAUAAUCCUCCCCGA
Blastomyces gilchristii SLH14081 is the source of this 4001-nucleotide messenger RNA. Its product is annotated as sodium/calcium exchanger protein. Gene Ontology annotation, molecular function: monoatomic cation transmembrane transporter activity. Bases 189 to 3239 code for a protein of 1016 amino acids. The record is from RefSeq and is a predicted model, not a curated record. Gene Ontology annotation, cellular component: membrane. The transcript has 2 exons. Gene Ontology annotation, biological process: intracellular calcium ion homeostasis; transmembrane transport; monoatomic cation transport. NCBI's taxonomy places the organism in Eukaryota, Fungi, Ascomycota, Eurotiomycetes, Onygenales, Ajellomycetaceae.